Salvia splendens (bonfire salvia) is the source of this 728-nucleotide messenger RNA. Its product is annotated as major allergen Pru ar 1. Gene Ontology annotation, molecular function: protein phosphatase inhibitor activity; signaling receptor activity; abscisic acid binding. Gene Ontology annotation, biological process: abscisic acid-activated signaling pathway; defense response. Bases 69 to 554 code for a protein of 161 amino acids. Gene Ontology annotation, cellular component: nucleus; cytoplasm. Lineage: Eukaryota; Viridiplantae; Streptophyta; Magnoliopsida; Lamiales; Lamiaceae. The record is from RefSeq and is a predicted model, not a curated record. The transcript has 2 exons.
UCCUACACUUCAUUGAUCUUAUAAUACAAGUUGGUUAUUUACUUUGAAAAGAGAUAAAAAUUAGAAUCAUGGGUGUGAUUGUUGAUGAGCAAGUACUCACGUGCUCAAUCCCACCAGCUAGGUUUUUCAAAGCUUUCUUUGUUGAUUCCAUCAACCUAUUGCCCAAGAUUUUGCCUACAAUUUUCAAGAGUAUAGAAUAUACAGAGGGUAAUGGUGGACCUGGAUCUAUUAAAGUGUUUUCUUUCUACCAAGGAAAUGAAGUGAAGCUCAUGAAGCAUAAGGUCGAGGAAAUUGACGAGGCAAAUCUUGUGUACAAGUUCAGUAUAAUCGAAGGUGCUAACAUGGGCGUUGUUUUCGAGUCUGUCAAAAGUGUAAAUAAGGUUGAAGCUAGUCCGGAUGGAGGGUGCAUUCUUAAAUCAACAGUCACAUGUAAUACAAAAGAAGAUAACGAGAAUGUGAUUCAAGAGAGUAUCAGAAAAUCCAAGGAGAGUCUUGUUGGAUUCUUCCAAGCUGUCGUGGGAUAUCUACAUUCUAACCCGGAUGCAUACAAAUAAAAAAGAAGACUUCAAAAGAUAGAGAUGACCUUUUGGUAUAUUAAGUGUGUGCAAUUUCAUGUAUAUGCAUUGCUGAGGCAACCAACUACUUAGCUCUAGGUGUUAUUGUCACCUUAAAUCAGCAAGCCAGUUUGCCUCAACUAUAAAGAUGCCUCCAUCUUAGGCAUUACUCCA